Molecule: messenger RNA, 2460 nt
Organism: Vespa crabro (European hornet)
Lineage: Eukaryota; Metazoa; Arthropoda; Insecta; Hymenoptera; Vespidae
Gene: Alg13
Product: UDP-N-acetylglucosamine transferase subunit ALG13 homolog
Exons: 2
Coding region: 1936-2439 (167 amino acids)
Biological process (GO): dolichol-linked oligosaccharide biosynthetic process
Molecular function (GO): hexosyltransferase activity
Source: RefSeq, a predicted model, not a curated record
UACGAUCGAAGUUGACAUUAAAAUAAAGAAAGAAAGAGUGAGAUAGAGAAAUAGACAGACGAACAGACAAACACAGGUAGAAAAAAAAAUUUUAUGAAAUGCAAUACACGCGUUUUUUCUUCAUGCUUUAAUUACGUAUAUCAGGGCAUUUGAAAUAAUUGUAAUCGUAGCAUCAGGCACGUUUAUUAAAGCCUAAUCUAUAAGGAAUUUAUUAAAGAAAAAAAGAACAAAAAGAAAAAAGAAAAUAGAAAGAAGUCUGUGAACUAAUCGAAUUAACGGCCUUUGGUACGCUAUGAAUACAAAACCUUAGCCAUUAAUUCAGUGAGUGACUGUGAAACUGUGUUCAACUUGUUUUUUCUUAAUGAUUAGCUGUACAUCAUCAUUGAAAUGCGCUUUUGAAAAAAUCCGAUCGCACAGUGGGCAAAAUUUUUAGCAAUGGUAAUACAUACUUUUACUACGUUGUACUUUAUGUACAUACAUACAUAACAUAUACAUACACAUCCCUGCUGUGUUAGCUUCCUCAGAAAAGAAAAAAAAAAGAAAAAGAUAUAAAAAAAAAAAAUAUUAAUUACUGCCGAUUACAAACCCAUUUUUCCCGGUACCGAAUUAACAACAACAACAACAACAACAACAACAACAAAAUAUCUAUUUUCGUUUCAGUAAUUUAUACUCUGUUGCGAGGUUUGGAAGUGAUCUUUACAAUUUGUACAUGGGGAUUUACUAUUACAUCUAUAUUAAUUACGAUUUAAAGAUUGUAUAUAAAUCAACCUCAACCAUUCUUAUAGUAGACGUGAUUGUUGAAUACCAAAUGAAACUCGAGAAUUACUUUCGAAUACUUUUGCAUGAUACGAUAAAACAAUAAAGUCACACAAGGUGUUAUUAUCUCAUUUCAUUUCCAUCGAUAAUUUAAACAAUUAGAUUUUCCUGAUUAACUAGAAUGCUAUUUUAUUUAUUUUUUAAAUUGAAUAUCCGUGUAACAUACAUAUUUUGAAUUAAAUUAUAUUAAACUUUUUUAAAUUUUCAUGAAAAUUUUCUUCAUUCGUUAAAUUCUAUUUAAACUUUAUCGUAUAAACUUAUCAAUGAAAUAAUAAUUAUAGUAAUCAUUCAAGCAAAUUUUACAUAAAUAUACGUCAUAUAUAUCUAAUACGAUAUAAACUAAUUUUUUAUGGUCGGAUAAUAAGGUUAUACACUAAUCCUAAUCUAGAAUCUUCCAAGAGAUCCAUCUAUCAUAUAAUUUAUGAAAAUUUAUUUUAUAAAAUCAGGGAAAUUGACAAACGCAAGUGAACCUAGAUAAUUUAAAAACAAUGAUUUUUUAUAUAUUUAAAAAAUCUUAGUACGUGUAAGUUAAUAAAAAAAAUAUCAAAAUAAGAAUCAAACUUAAAUUUAAUCAAUUUAGAAAUCAAUUUGUUCAUUUCACGUUAUUUUUGCACAUUAUCGAUUAAUGGAAAAAGAAAAUAGAUAUCAUUACAUAUCCAUUCCUUAUAGAAAGUAAUCGCCAUUUUAAAUUAUUCACAAACCUAAAGGAACUAUUUUCAUUGAUUUUAAUCAUUAAGUAAAGUUUUAAUUGAAUUUAUUAAUAAUCAAUAAAUAAUAUCAUAUUUAUAAAAAUAGAACUCAUGAUAAUUAUAUAUUAUAUUUAAUAAUCAUCUAAAUAUUGUUUGUGUAUUAACAGACAUAAAACUCAAAGUUCAACGUGAUUAAAAAAUGAUGCAAAUAAGUGGAGAGGAUAACCUUAGACUACGCAAUAUGUUAUGGCAGUCAUGGCCAUGUAACAAUGGUCAAAAAGAAGGAUUGUGAGCGGGAGGGGAAUUUUAUUUACAAGAUAUUGAAUAUCGAUAUUCACUUUUUUAUAAGGAGAUUUAUUAUUAAUUAUGAAAUAGCUGUUUUAUUAACAAUUUAAGAACAAUUGAUAUUAUUAUAGUUUCUAAAAAAGUAAUGUCAGAACAGAAAGUUUUUGUAACAGUCGGUACAACAAGUUUUGAUGAUUUGAUUUCAACAAUAUUAAAUCCUGAAAUACUUGAGGCUUUAGCUUUGAGAGGUUAUAAUUAUUUAUCUCUGCAAAUAGGUAAAAGUUCUUUAGAGCCUGAUUGCACAUCUCGAUGUGGUAUCAAUCAUAUUGAAUAUUUUCAUUUAAGUUCAUCUAUUGAGGACUAUAUACAGGCAGCUGACUUAGUAAUAAGUCAUGCUGGAGCAGGAAGUAUUCUAGAAGCUUUGGAAGCUCAUAAACAAUUAAUUGUAGUUACUAAUCAGUUACUUAUGGACAAUCAUCAGUUAGAAUUAGCACGACAAUUGUAUGAAGAUAAGCAUUUGUAUUAUUGCACUUGUGAUACUUUAUUGAAUACUAUUCAAACAAUGGAAUUAGAUAUAUUAAAACCAUUUAUAUCAGAUGAAAGUAAAAAUAUCAUUAAUUAUUUAGAUCGUAUCAUGGGUUUUAAGUAAAAUAAAUAUGAUUUAUAUGGU